Cryptomeria japonica (Japanese cedar) is the source of this 1023-nucleotide messenger RNA. RefSeq lists its product as uncharacterized. Gene Ontology annotation, molecular function: quinone binding; 4 iron, 4 sulfur cluster binding; NADH dehydrogenase (ubiquinone) activity. Gene Ontology annotation, biological process: electron transport coupled proton transport; aerobic respiration; mitochondrial respiratory chain complex I assembly. The transcript has 3 exons. Lineage: Eukaryota; Viridiplantae; Streptophyta; Pinopsida; Cupressales; Cupressaceae. The record is from RefSeq and is a predicted model, not a curated record. Bases 214 to 813 code for a protein of 199 amino acids.
AUAGCUAACUAUAUAUAUAUAUAUAUAUAUUUUGUUAGCUACGUAUCAGAUCAAAUAAUCUCUGAUCUGAUACACACGCCUCCAUCCCUAUUGGAAUUGUGCUACAGUUGUAAUCUCUUCUUUCGACCUCUGCCCCAUAACAUCAAACCACACAGUUCAGGACAGUUUUACAGGCAGAGCAACUCAGGGUUUUUGUAGGGACAAGAGGAAGAAAUGGCAUUAAUUCGGAGAAGCGCAGGGUUAUCGAUGGUUGCUGGUAGUAGAAUAUUACACACGGGGAUUGCCGCAGGCAUGGCGGAGGCACAGGGCUCUUCUUCCUUGUCGGCGGUCACACCGAAGCCGGCAGCCGCAGAAUACGUAAUAUCGAAGAUUGAUGCGCUGGUGAAUUGGGCUCGGAAGGGAUCGCUUUGGCCCAUGACGUUCGGCCUGGCGUGCUGUGCAGUGGAGAUGAUGCACACGGGGGCUGCACGCUAUGACUUGGACAGGUUCGGUAUCAUUUUCAGGCCCAGCCCUAGACAGUCCGACUGUAUGAUUGUCGCUGGCACUCUCACCAACAAGAUGGCACCUGCCCUUCGCAAGGUGUAUGAUCAAAUGCCAGACCCACGUUGGGUUAUUUCUAUGGGUAGCUGUGCCAAUGGUGGAGGUUAUUAUCACUAUUCAUAUUCUGUUGUGCGUGGCUGUGAUCGAAUUGUUCCUAUUGAUAUAUAUGUUCCAGGAUGCCCUCCUACUGCAGAGGCUUUGCUUUAUGGUCUGCUUCAGUUGCAGAAGAAAAUUCAUCGGCGCAAGGAUGUUCUUAUGUGGUGGACUAAGUAAGAUAUCUGUUGAAGGGUAAAUGACACUAUGUCGUUCCAUUAAAGAACAUGCUUAGAGAAAUGUUCAAUCAGAUAUGCUGUAAUAAGCAUAAGAUAUGCUGAGCUCUUAAGAAUUUUUAUUGAUCUGUAGUCUAGGAUAUCUCAAUUUCUAUUGUGAUUGUGUGAAAAUUUGGUAGCUACAAUAAGAAUAAAGCUAUAUAAGUUCUGGUUA